AUGGCGGAAGAGAAUUCAUUUGCACAAAAUCAAGUCGUCGUUGACACUUCUCAUCCCUUGUACCUAAGUCCUUCAGACAAUCCUGGAAUAAACCUUGUGUUUACUCUGUUUGAUGGGACUGGAUAUGCCGAUUGGCGAAAGUCCAUGCUGAUUUCAUUAUCGGCUAAGAAUAAGCUGGGACUAAUCAAUGGAAGAUAUUCUAAACCUAGAAAUGAUUCUCCCUAUUUUGAGCUUUGGAUACGAUGUAAUGAUAUGGUUAUGGCCUGGUUGUUGAAUUCUCUAACGAAAGGAAUCAGAUCCAGUGUUCUGCACUCUAAUUCAGCCAGGGAUCUUUGGAAACAACUUGAGGACAGGUAUGGUCAAUCUGAUGUAGCUCAGUUGUUUAGCCUGCAAAGGAAAUUAUUAGAAACUACACAGGGUUCUAAUGACAUAGCAACAUACUUUAACAAUAUGAAGGCAAUAUGGGAUGAAUUAAAUGGACUGGAUGCAAGAGUUCCUUGCACUUGUGUUGAAUGCACAUGUGAAGCAAAGCAUAAGAACAAAGCAAUUGAGGAGAGACAAAAAUUAGUUCAGUUUCUCAUGGGCUUGAAUGAGACUUAUACUACUUAUAGAGGGAAUAUUAUGAUGAUGAGCCCCGUACCAACCAUUGACAAGGCCUACUCUCUUCUUCUUCAAGAAGAAAGGCAGAGAUCUAUACAACCUACAAUGAUAUCACCUAUGGAUUCCAGUUCUUUUAAUGUUUCUACACAGAAGUCUGGACAAUAUACUGGACAAGGAAGAAUGAACUUCAAUGUGACUGCUGGAGGAGGAAAUAAGUAUAAUCUAGCAAAGGAAAAUGACAAAAGGAAUAUGUUUUGUUCUUACUGCCAAAGACUUGGGCACACAGUAGAAAGAUGCUUCAAAAUUCAUGGUUAUCCAAUAGGUUUUAAGACAAAUAUGCAAGGAAAUAAGCCAAGAAAAUUUCAGAACUCAAACUUUAUACAAGGAAAUGCAGUGUCCACAGAGGAAGAUGGUAUUGAUAUGCAGGGAAACUUAAACCAAGGAACUCAAUAUAACAGUGUCUCACCAAGUGUUGUGGGAAUAAGUCAGGAUCAAUAUUUUCAGCUUAUGGAACUCUUACAACAGGUCAAAAUUGGUCAACAAGCUGCUUCAACUUCUGAAGUCAAUGUAACUGCUAAUUGUGUUGGUAUAGCUCCUAUUUUACCCUCUAUACUCCCUGAUAAGUCUUUCAUCCACUCAUGGAUCCUUGACUCAGGUGCUUCUGAGCAUAUGACCUUUGAUAAGUCCAUUCUGUUUGACAUCAUAGCCCUAACUCAACCUUUAAUUGUUAACCUACCAAAUUCUUUCAAAAUCAAAGUUACUCAUGCUCGAAAAGGCCUUCCCUCGAAUAGGCCUUUGGAUCUUGGUAGACCUAGUAAUGGACUCUACAUCCUACGAACAAAACACUACCUUUCUGGAUAUUCAGCCAAAGCAGACAAUAUUAAUUCCCUACCUGCUGCAGAUAUUAGUGUUAAUUCUAUAAUUCAUUCUAUGUCUAAUUCUGUUGAUCAGUGUCGGGAUAUGUGGGAUGUAAUAUUUCAUGAAUCUAUCUAUCCUUUUGCUCUCAUUUCUCCUACUGCCAGCCCUUUAUUUCCUUCCAUGUCUUCUCAAACUAAUUCACAUGACACUAUCCCUAUCACUACUCCUGCAAUGCCUAUUGAUCCUCCUAUGCCUACUGAUCUUCCUAUGCCUACUGAACCCAAUAUUUCACUUGAAGCUCUUACACACAUAUCUUCUUCUACACAGAUUCCUAAUUCAUCAUAA
Molecule: messenger RNA, 1803 nt
Organism: Nicotiana attenuata
Lineage: Eukaryota; Viridiplantae; Streptophyta; Magnoliopsida; Solanales; Solanaceae
Exons: 3
Coding region: 1-1803 (600 amino acids)
Source: RefSeq, a predicted model, not a curated record